Lodderomyces pseudojiufengensis is the source of this 2301-nucleotide messenger RNA. Its product is annotated as putative ferric-chelate reductase. Bases 1 to 2301 code for a protein of 766 amino acids. Gene Ontology annotation, cellular component: plasma membrane. The transcript has a single exon. The record is from RefSeq and is a predicted model, not a curated record. Lineage: Eukaryota; Fungi; Ascomycota; Pichiomycetes; Serinales; Debaryomycetaceae.
AUGAAUACAACAAAUUCAUCAUGGUUUUCAUAUUUCCAUUUCCCAAAGGGUAAAACAAAAGAAUAUUCAGAUCUACGGAAUAAAACAACUAUAAAAUAUGGUAAUAUUACAACAAUACUAUUAAUAAUUUACAUUAUAUCUAUACCAAUUUACAAUUACUUUAUAAUUCAUUAUUAUAGAUCAAAAUUUCAUUUUUUAAAAAGAUUUUAUUCAAAAUUAAAUUAUUAUAUAAUUCAUGAUUAUCAACCAAAUUGUUUAAAUGCUUCAAUAUGGGAAAAAAUUGUGACAAAUUUAGCAAUAAUUAUUAAAAAAAUAGCAUUUCAAAUUUUAUUACAUUUUUCAACAAUUAUACAAUUAAUCUUUUGGGUGGUAUUUUUAUCAAGUUUAUCAUUAAUUGAUAUAUAUCAUGGAGAUUUAAUAUUUUUAGCCAAAAGAUUAGGUAGAGUUUGUGCAAAUUGUUUACCAACAGUUUUAUUUUUAACUUUAAGACCUUCUCCAUUACCAAAUAUUUUAUAUUUAACUUUAAUUCCAAUACAUAAAUGGUUAAGUAGAUUAAUUAUUGUACAAGCUGUUAUUCAUACAAUUAUUUAUUUAUUUUAUUUUAAUUAUUCAAAUACAUGGUUUAAAGCAUGGAAAUUAGAAAAUAUUUAUGGUUGGAUUGCAUUAUUUGGAUUUUUAGUCAUAAUAUUUACAUCAUUAUCAAAAUUUAGAGCAAGAUGGUAUAAAACGUUUUAUUUUUGUCAUUAUGCAAGUACUUGGAUUAUAGUGGCAUGUUUACAAUUUCAUAUUAGACCAUCACCAUAUACUUUAUAUACAAUUGCAAAUGUUUCAAUACUAUUAUGUCAAAUAAUUUAUAGAUUACAUCUUACUAGAGUUUCAACAAAAUCAGAAGUUAAAGUUAUAGAUGUAUCACCAAAUUUAUCAUUAAUUGAAUUCCCCAAUAAUUUAAUUGUAAAACCUGCUAUUGCUCCAGGUGCUCAUAUUAGAAUAACAAAUUAUAGUUCAAAUUUUAUUGUUAGAAUUUGGAAACAAAUUAUCCCAAAUUAUCAUCCAUAUACUUUAGUUUCAUUACCACAAGAUAAACAACAAAAAUUAAUAAUUAGAAAAAGUAAAUUUAAAAUUUUAAAUAAUUAUAGAUAUUUAAUAACUGGUUCAUUUGAUCCUCAUUUAAUGUUUAUUCAUUAUAAGCAACCUAAAAAUUCAUCAAACACAAAUUUUACAUUAUCAAAAUUACAUAUAGAUGCAAAAAGAGUCCUUAUAGUAGUAGGAGGAUCAGCAAUAUCAUUUGCUUUACCAAUAUUAAGAAGUAUGAAUUAUCAUGGUAUACCAACAAAAGUAAUAUGGGUUAUAAAAGAUUUUAGAGAUGUUUUAAUUUUAAAAUAUUUUGAAGGUUAUAUUCAUGGAGAUGAUUUUGAAAUUUUUAUAACAGGAAAUGAUAAUUUAGAUCAAGAAAAAUCAUUAUUAACUUCAAAAUAUUCAUCUAACUUGAAGAAAAGAUCAUCACAACCUUCAAUGCAUUAUGAUUUAGAAAAUGAAGAAACUCCUUUAUUAAAUUCUUUAACAAAUAAUAAUCAAUUUAUAAGUUUAAAUAAAGAAAAUCAAAUUGAAGAUGUUGAUAUAAGUGUUAAUUCAGAUGAUGAAAAUUAUGAUAAUUGUUCAAAUUGUACUCAACGACAUAACAAUACCAAUUGUAAUCAAUCUUUUUCACCAGGAACUUUUAAUGAUUUAGAUGAUGUAUUAGACCAAGAUUUAGAAUCAUUAGAAUAUGAAGAAGAUCCUAUAACAAAUAAAUCCAACAAUGAAAUAGAUAUUAAUAGAGAAGAAAAUGAAGACGAUGAAGAUAACGAUGACGAAGCUGAUGAAUUUGAAGUAACUAAUCAAACAAUAAAUACCACACACCAACAUCAUCAUUCAAGAAAAUCAUCAAUGAAUGAAAGAUUUAUACCAAAAUAUGGAACAGAUUCAACAGACGCGAUAAAAUCAUAUAUUCAAUCUUUCAAAACCAUAACAAAAUCUCUUAAGCUAAAUAAAAAAAUAUAUAAAGGACGACCAAAAUUAAAUAAAAAUUAUUAUAAUUGGUGUAUAAAUGAAGGUUUCACUCAAUGUUCAGGACCUGUGAUGGAUGAAAAUAAUAAUUUAAUAUGUUGUAAAGAUUUAUCAAAAAAUAAAAUUAUUCAAGAAGAUUUAAAUUGUGAAAAAAUUUGGGUUAUUAGUGCUGGUCCAUCAAAAUUAGUUGAAAAUGUUAAAUUAUGGUCAAGUGAAAAUGGUUUAAAAUUUCAUGAAGAAGCUUUUUAUGCGUAA